CCUCCAUUUCUUACACCACCUUAACCGGCACCGGAGACAUGCAAGGCCUCCGCUCUGACGCCGAGUUCACCCUACAACUAUCUCCCACCACCGCUUCCCCACUCGCAAUCAACAUAUCCGAGUCAACUCACACGACGAUCCAACGACUCAUAACCGAAAGCCCAGUUGUGAUAUUCAGCCGCUCAGACUGCUACAUGUGUGAUGUCAUGAAACGUCUCUUUUAUUCCAUCGGUGUUUACCCCACUGUUAUUGAACUGGAGGAGGAUGAGAUCGCUGAUCUUGCUGCCUUUAACUGUCAUGGUGGCGGUGGAGAUGACGUGGCUCCGGUGGUGUUCAUUGGUGGGAGUUUUGUUGGUGGGUUGGAGAGCCUUGUGGCAAUUCAUUUGAGUGGUUGUCUUGUUUCGAGGCUUGUGGAAAUUGGAGUUCUUCAGGGUGUUGUGUUGUAACAGUGGUUAAUUACAAAGGGUUGUUUUUGUAAUUUUGUUUGAUUGAAAAAAUAAUAAUGUCUUUGUAGGUUUAACUUUGUUUAUUAGUUAUUGAAUAGUAGCACAUCAUUAUAAAA
Helianthus annuus (common sunflower) is the source of this 562-nucleotide messenger RNA. Its product is annotated as glutaredoxin-C6. The transcript has a single exon. Lineage: Eukaryota; Viridiplantae; Streptophyta; Magnoliopsida; Asterales; Asteraceae. The record is from RefSeq and is a predicted model, not a curated record. Bases 39 to 446 code for a protein of 135 amino acids.